UUCGCAUACACUCAUGCAUAUAUAGAGCUUACACACGCACAAUCCUGUAGGAUUUAUGCAUACGUGCACUCAAAUCUCCCCAUUUGACCUAUUCUACAUAAUCUAGGCUAAUUUGUCAAUUCCAUUAUUGAUCGGCUCUGGCAUAGGCCUAUUUGUUUUUUCAUUUAGUGAUAGAUUUGCUAUUUAAUUCAAUUGCCUGAUAUCGGUGAGACUGUAUGCUACGAGCAGAAUGGGAGAUGAGAGGACGAGCGUCAGCUGUCAACCAGAUUCAGUCGGUGUUUUUUCUCUCUCGCCAUAGUCGUUUGUGCGUCGGUUUUCUUUUUAUCUGCGCCUGUUACACUGUAACGCACUCGAUGUUAAUUCGGGGGAAUAUGUGAACAUAAUGCUGGCGGUGUGGUGCUUGGUGUUUGCUGCAGUGGGCGAGAGGUUUGCCGUGUCAGUUGGCAGUUAUCAGGCCUCCCGCGUUACAGGCGGCGGAAGGUCGACUUUGGUGCGGGAUGCGAGUUUGUGGGAUUGGUUCUCGCCAGAGGAGCGGGGAGACAGCAGCGACAUUGCGGCCGAAGUCACCUAUCCAAAGCGUCUGGUGCAACAGAUGGAGUCGAAGGAAGAAAUGUCCCAUGGCUAUUUGGAUACCCGCGUGAAGAAUACCACGGGAGGCACCUCGCCAGUCCAUUUGGCCCAGAGUUGUUUCCAGGUGGAAACAUUCGGACACACCUUCACCCUGGACCUGGAGUUAAACCAGGAGGGGAGCACUGCUACUACCAAGGGAGGUUGAGGGGCUUACCAGAGUCCUGGGCAGCUCUCUCCACCUGUCUUGGCUUAUGUGGUAUGUUUUCUGAUGGGAUGUUCUCUUAUGGGAUUGAGCCUCUUUUCGAUGGGACCAAUCAGACUGAGGGGGCCCACCUAGUGCGUAGGAUGCCUGAUGUCAGACUAUCCCCAGACUGUCAAGACUGCACAGACAACAGUGAGGGGGAUAGAGCCAGAAGUAAUGGUGAUGAGCAGAUGAAGGAUCCCCGGGUCAGUGAGGUGCUGAGGCGCUCUAAGAGACAGCUGCCACGCAGGCCCACCGUGCAGUCAGAGACCAAAUACAUUGAGCUGAUGGUGGUCAACGACUAUGAAAUGUUUGUGCAGCUGCGACGCUCCACUACCCAGGCCAGGAACUUUGCCAAAGCAGUGGUCAAUAUGGCUGAUGCAAUUUAUAGGGAACAGCUGAACACACGCAUCGUGCUGGUUGCCAUGGAGACCUGGUCGUCGGCCAACAUGGUUCCCGUGGUGACGGACCCGUUGACGACGCUGCAGAACUUCAUGAAGUACAGGAAGGACAGUAUUAAGGAGCAAAGUGACGCCGUGCACCUCUUCUCGGGGCGUACGUUCCAGAGCAGUCGCAGUGGGACGGCCUACACCGGAGGGGUGUGCUCUCUCACCAGAGGAGGGGGCAUCAACGAGUAUGGGAAUGUGGGUCCUAUGGCUAUCACUCUGUGCCAGAGUCUGGGUCAGAACAUUGGGAUGAGGUGGAACAACAUACGCAGCUCUGCGGGAGACUGCAGAUGUCCUGAUUCUUGGCUUGGUUGUAUCAUGGAAGACACUGGAUAUUACCUACCCAGAAAGUUCUCUCGCUGCAGUGUUGAUGAGUACAUCCAGUUCUUGCUCCAGGGGGGCGGGAGCUGCCUCUUCAACAAGCCCAACAAGCUGUUGGACCCUCCUGAAUGUGGGAACGGCUUCGUGGAGACAGGGGAGGAGUGUGACUGUGGGUCUCAGCUGGAGUGUGCCCGUAGUGGAGGGGCGUGCUGUAAGAAGUGUACCCUGACCCACGAUGCCAUGUGCAGUAGUGGACUGUGCUGCAGUGGGUGCAGGUAUGAGCUGAGAGGAGCGGUUUGCAGACAGGCUGUGAAUGACUGUGACAUCCCAGAGAGCUGCACAGGAGACUCCAGCCAGUGCCCUCAUAAUGUGCACAAGCUGGAUGGAUACAUGUGUGACACUAGUCAGGGUCGUUGUUAUAGUGGUCGAUGCAGGACUCUCGAUGGCCAGUGUAAGGGACUUUGGGGCUACAAUUCAGCAGACCGCUUCUGCUAUGAGAAGCUGAAUGCAGAGGGCACAGAGAAGGGCAACUGUGGGCAGAGUCCUGAGGGCCAGGGAUGGCUGCAGUGCAACAAGCCGGAUGUGCUUUGUGGUUUCCUGUUCUGUAUCAAUAUGACGGUGAAGCCAAAGUUUGGGGAUCUGGAGGGGGAAGUGACCAGCCUUACAAUAUACCACCAGAACAAGUACCUGGACUGCCGAGGGGGCCAUGUCCUGCUGGAGGAUGGGUCAGACCUGGGCUACGUGGAGGACGGUACGCCGUGCGGCCCCAACAUGAUGUGUCUGGAGCGCCGCUGUCUCCCCGUGGCAGCCUUCAACCUCAGCACCUGCUCCAGCUCCACGCUGGGACGCACCUGCUCUGACCACGGGACAUGCAGUAACGAGGUGAAGUGUAUCUGUGACAGGGACUACACCGGGAAGGACUGCAGUGUCUUUGACCCCAUCCCUGACCCCACGCCGCCUGCCAACACGGAGAAGAAAGGUCCCAGUGGCACCAAUAUCAUAAUAGGGUCCAUCGCAGGUGCUAUUCUUCUGGCAGCUAUAGUCCUAGGGGGGACAGGAUGGGGAUUUAAGAAUAUCCGAAGAGGAAGAUCUGGUGGAGGAUAAGAUGUCUGUCCGUCUGUCUGUCUUUGUCUGUCUGUUCCUGUCUUUCUCUCACUCUGUGAUGUUUCCAAGUCGGAGAAGAGGGAAAAAGAACAAGUCUUCCACUCCUGUCCCGAACCUCUCCAGACCUCUUCUGUUAACAUCUCCUCUCCUGUCCACAUCCUGUCUCUCCACCUGUCUAUCUCCAGCCCCUCCUGGACAGUGUAGCACCUCCCACAUUGCAUACCAGCCAAUUAUAUUAUCCAAUCAGGAUAAAGUCUUUGCCACGGACAAAAUGAGAAGGUUGUUGUUGGUCCCUAGAGGGGCGUCAGGGUCUUCCUGCUUUCCAGCGACUAAGUAUUAUGCACUUCGGUGUCUGCGUACUGUAGUUCCCUUUCCUUCCGCUUACGACAGUCCCAUGAAGAACAUGUCAACAGUGGACAAAUUCAGUAUGAGACAUGUCUUUCCAAUGCUUGUCUGGAAACACACUUCUGGCCGCUGUUUGAGAAUGCUGGACUGGCCCAGACCUGCCAUCUGAAAAACGAUUUAAAUCAUAAGAUGUUGUCAAAGAAACACAUAAAAACAAACAUUGAUCAAAGACUCAAGUGGCCAUUGGAUCAGUUGAACUGCCCCUUUCAGAGAGUCCUUGUCUGGUGACUGGAUGACAACCCAGAUUCAGACAUGAUCUAGUUACAACAACACGGAUGUGAUCCAAGAAGAGUCCUGUAUGGGACAUGUUGUGUACAGGCCAUUUCCAAAGAAAGAAGAGCAACUUAUUGUGAGAAUGACUAUGAAACAAAAGCAGUAGACCGUUCAAAACAUCAUGGACUGAUGUAGGGUUUAUGUAGAUUGUUCAUUCUUUGUUCCUGUCUGUUGAGAUGUAGGAAGGGGGAGACCCUAUGGUUUUGGGAUCAUAUUUAAAAUGCAGCAGAGACCGUAACUCAGUGUUUUCAACCGUAGAUCUACCAACACAACAUUCCACAUAGUGUUAGUUAACAGAGACUGUCUGUAUGUGUCUGUAUUCUAUUCGCCACCUUCUUGAGGCCCAAAGUGUGUAUGGUAAAGGAGGUUGAAACUCUGUGUGUGUGUGUGUGUGUGUGUGUGUGUGUGUGUGUGUGUGUGUGUGUGUGUGUGUGUGUGUGUGUGUGUGUGUGUGUGUGUGUGUGUGUGUGUGUGUGUGUGUGUGUGUGUGUGUGUGUGUGUGUGUGUGUGUGUGAGCAUGUGUGUGUGUAGGGUACCAAAAUUCCGGUAACUUUCCCAAUAUUUCCAAGUUUUCCUGAAAUCCUGGUUGGAAGAUUCCUGGAAUUGUGAAGGAAUAAGCAAGGAAAUAUGGAAUCCUCCAAACAGGAUUCCUGGAAAACCAGAGAAUGUUGAGAAAGUUACUAAAAUUAGUGUGUGUGUGUGUGCGUGCGUGCGUGUGCACAUGUGUGCAUGUGUGUGCGUGUGAGAGAGAGAUUGAGUGAGGAAGAGAGCAGGUGAAUGAGAAAAGUACUUGUCGUGUUUGGGACAGUUAUGCCCUUGUUCACCGUGACACUCCUGCCAACAACACUGGUAGAUAGUUUAUAGAUUUUUAAUUCUAGAAAAGGUUAUCUUUCUGUUGCCUGGCUUUGUGCUCGGGAGCCAAUGACAGCACACUAACAAACAAAUGGUUUGUAUUGAAUAUGUAACAACAAACUUAAACGAGCACUAGCCUACAGAAUGUGAGAACACAUAUGCACAUCUAUUUGUAUAUACAGUAUGUACAAGAAGAUAAUACUGAAUGUUGAAUACACUGUAGGAAAUUGUUUUAAAAUUCAAUGUUGAUAUUGAUUCAUUUGAUCUGUUUCAACUAAGUAUCUAUCUGUCUCCUGCCAUACAACUGUCCAUCUCCUUUAAGCCAUUCCUAGCUGUCCAUCUAUCUGUCUAGCAGGCACACUGCCUAGUAAGUUAGCAAUCUGGCCAUCUAUCUAUCAUUGCAGCUGUCAAUCUAAAUGCCAUCUAAAUAUUGGACACUUGUUGAUAGGCUUUGAGCCUUACGCUGAUGAUGCUUUAACACAGUGAGUUUGAAUUGACCCCAGGACAGCUCCUCAGUGGAAAUGUGAUGAGAUGAGGUGCAUUACUAUUGACCAGGGCCCUUAGUGCUCUGCUGGGGUCUGGUACACUAGAUGUAUGGAGAGGUCUGUUUGAUUCAGCACUAUGGCUGAUGCACUAUAGUUCUUCACCAUUUGUACAGAAUAUGUACCAUCUUUAGAUGGUGGCCAGUUUGCUUGCUUUUUGAAUUUAGGAAGCAGAGAAAAAGAAACGCGUUAUAUCCCAUAUUUUUAAACACUAUCUUUUUAUUAAGUAGACAAAUUGAAAUAAGCAAUGUAGAUGAAUUGAAAUGAAGGGGAAAUAAAAAUCUAAAAGUAAAA
Molecule: messenger RNA, 5048 nt
Organism: Oncorhynchus kisutch (coho salmon)
Lineage: Eukaryota; Metazoa; Chordata; Actinopteri; Salmoniformes; Salmonidae
Product: disintegrin and metalloproteinase domain-containing protein 11
Biological process (GO): proteolysis
Molecular function (GO): metalloendopeptidase activity
Source: RefSeq, a predicted model, not a curated record